Molecule: messenger RNA, 8636 nt
Organism: Suncus etruscus (white-toothed pygmy shrew)
Lineage: Eukaryota; Metazoa; Chordata; Mammalia; Eulipotyphla; Soricidae
Product: probable ubiquitin carboxyl-terminal hydrolase FAF-X
Exons: 1
Coding region: 155-7834 (2559 amino acids)
Biological process (GO): protein deubiquitination; cell migration
Cellular component (GO): cytosol; nucleus
Molecular function (GO): cysteine-type deubiquitinase activity; cysteine-type endopeptidase activity
Source: RefSeq, a predicted model, not a curated record
UGCAAUGGUCUCUGCAAGAUGGUUUACUCUUGAAUUGGAGCUUUUUAAGACUGACAAAUGCCGGUACUUCAUCUUGUAUAAGUGGACUAUAAUUUCUCCCCUCAAGACUACUACAUAAGCAGACAAAAUUGCAAAGAUCUGCCCUGUAUCGAGUAUGACAGCCACGACUCAUGGCUCUCCAGUAGGGGGGAAUGAGAGCCAGGGCCAGGCUCCGGAUGGACAAUCACAGCCCCCUCUUGAACAAAAUCAGACUUCAUCGCCUGCUUCUUCCCAUGAAAAUUCCCCGGCAACUCCCCCAGAUGAACAAGGUCAGGGUGAUGCCCCACCACAAGUCGAAGAUGAGGAACCUGCGUUUCCACAUACUGACCUAGCAAAGUUGGAUGACAUGAUUAAUAGGCCUCGAUGGGUGGUUCCAGUUUUGCCAAAAGGGGAAUUAGAAGUGCUUUUAGAAGCAGCUAUUGAACUUAGUAAAAAAGGCCUUGAUGUUAAAAGUGAAGCGUGCCAGAGAUUUUUUCGAGAUGGAUUAACAAUAUCAUUCACUAAGAUCCUUACAGAUGAGGCUGUGAGUGGAUGGAAGUUUGAAAUUCACAGGUGUAUUAUCAACAAUACUCAUCGCCUGGUAGAGCUAUGUGUGGCCAAGUUAUCCCAAGAUUGGUUCCCACUUCUAGAACUUCUCUCCAUGGCCUUAAAUCCUCAUUGCAAAUUCCAUAUCUACAACGGUACUCGUCCAUGUGAAUCUGUUUCUUCCAAUGUUCAGUUGCCUGAAGAUGAACACUUUGCUCGUUCUCCAGACCCUCGAUCACCAAAAGGUUGGCUAGUGGAUCUUCUAAACAAAUUCGGCAUUUUAAAUGGGUUCCAGACACUGCAUGAUCGUUUCAUUAAUGGAUCAGCAUUAAAUGUUCAGAUAAUUGCAGCUCUUAUUAAACCAUUUGGGCAGUGCUAUGAGUUUCUCACUCUUAAUACAGUGAAAAGGUACUUUCUCCCAGUAAUAGAAAUGGUUCCACAGUUUUUAGAAAACUUAACUGAUGAAGAAUUGAAAAAAGAAGCAAAGAAUGAAGCAAAAAAUGAUGCUCUUUCAAUGAUUAUUAAAUCAUUGAAGAAUUUAGCUUCAAGAGUUCCAGGACAAGAAGAAACUGUAAAAAAUUUAGAAAUAUUCAGGCUAAAAAUGAUACUCAGAUUGUUGCAGAUUUCCUCUUUUAAUGGGAAGAUGAAUGCACUGAAUGAAGUUAAUAAGGUGAUAUCGAGUGUGUCAUCUUAUACUCAUCGUCAUGGUAAUCCUGAGGAGGAAGAAUGGCUCACAGCUGAACGAAUGGCUGAAUGGAUACAGCAGAACAAUAUCUUAUCCAUAGUCUUGCGAGACAGUCUUCAUCAACCACAGUAUGUAGAAAAGCUAGAGAAAAUUCUUCGUUUCGUCAUUAAAGAAAAAGCUUUGACUUUACAAGAUCUUGAUAAUAUCUGGGCAGCACAGGCAGGGAAGCAUGAAGCUAUUGUGAAGAAUGUGCAUGAUCUUCUGGCAAAGCUGGCAUGGGAUUUUUUACCUGAACAACUUGAUCAUCUCUUUGAUUGCUUUAAGGCCAGCUGGACAAAUGCAAGUAAAAAGCAACGGGAAAAGCUGCUUGAACUGAUUCGUCGCCUUGCAGAAGAUGAUAAAGUUGGUGUGAUGGCACACAAAGUGUUGAAUUUACUGUGGAAUCUGGCCCACAGUGAUGAUGUUCCUGUAGACAUGAUGGACCUGGCACUCAGUGCCCACAUCAAAAUACUAGAUUAUAGUUGUUCCCAAGAUCGUGACACACUAAAGAUCCAGUGGAUAGAUCGUUUCGUUGAAGAACUUCGUAAAAAUGACAAAUGGGUUAUUCCUGCACUGAAACAAAUUAGAGAAAUUUGUAGUUUGUUUGGUGAAGCACCUCAAAAUUUAAGUUCUUCUCGUCUCAGUCAAACUCAGCGAAGUCCCCAUGUAUUUUAUCGCCAUGACUUAAUCAAUCAACUUCAGCACAAUCAUGCCCUAGUUACUUUGGUAGCAGAAAACCUUGCAACUUACAUGGAAAGCAUGAGACUGUAUGCUAGAGACCAGGAAGUUUAUGAUCCACAAACUGUGAGGCUGGGAAGUAGAUACAGUCAUGUUCAAGAAGUCCAAGAACGACUUAACUUCCUUAGAUUUUUAUUGAAGGAUGGCCAACUAUGGCUAUGUUCUCCUCAGGCAAAACAAAUAUGGAAAUGCUUAGCAGAAAAUGCAGUUUACCUUUGUGACCGGGAGGCCUGUUUUAAGUGGUAUUCAAAAUUGAUGGGGGAUGAGCCAGACUUGGAUCCUGAUAUUAAUAAGGACUUCUUUGAAAGUAAUGUUCUUCAGCUUGAUCCUUCCCUCCUAACUGAAAACGGAAUGAAAUGUUUUGAGCGAUUCUUCAAAGCUGUAAAUUGUCGAGAAGGAAAACUCGUAGCAAAACGGAGAGCAUAUAUGAUGGAUGAUUUGGAAUUAAUAGGUUUAGACUACCUUUGGAGGGUUGUGAUUCAGAGUAAUGAUGAUAUUGCCUGCAGAGCUAUAGAUCUACUCAAAGAAAUAUAUACAAAUCUUGGUCCAAGGCUGCAGGUCAAUCAGGUGACGAUCCAUGAAGAUUUCAUUCAGUCUUGCUUUGAUCGUUUGAAAGCCUUUUAUGACACACUUUGUGUUUUGGAUGGUGACAAAGACAGUAUUAAUUGUGCAAGACAAGAAGCUGUUCGCAUGGUUCGAGUAUUAACUGUUCUAAGAGAAUAUAUAAAUGAAUGUGAUAGUGAUUAUCAUGAGGAAAGAACAAUUCUACCUUUGUCAAGAGCUUUUCGUGGUAAACACCUCUCUUUUAUAGUUAGAUUUCCAAACCAAGGCAGGCAGGUUGAUGACUUGGAUGUGUGGUCUCAUACCAAUGAUACAAUUGGUUCAGUACAAAGAUGUAUUCUCAAUCGUAUUAAAGCCAAUGUAGCACAUACAAAAAUUGAACUUUUUGUGGGUGGUGAACUGAUAGAUCCUGCAGAUGACAGAAAGUUGAUUGGACAGUUAAACUUAAAAGAUAAAUCGCUAAUUACAGCCAAACUUACACAAAUAAAUUCCAAUAUGCCUUCAAGCCCUGAUAGUUCUUCUGAUUCCUCAACUGGAUCUCCUGGAAACCAUGGUAAUCAUUACAGUGAUGGUCCCAAUCCAGAAGUGGAAAGCUGUUUGCCUGGUGUGAUAAUGUCACUGCACCCAAGAUACAUCUCUUUUCUGUGGCAAGUUGCAGAUUUGGGUAGCAGCCUAAAUAUGCCACCUCUUAGAGAUGGAGCAAGAGUACUUAUGAAACUUAUGCCACCAGAUAGCACAACAAUAGAAAAAUUAAGAGCUAUUUGCUUAGAUCAUGUCAAACUUGGAGAAAGCAGCCUUAGUCCAUCACUUGACUCACUUUUCUUUGGCCCUUCAGCCUCACAAGUGCUAUAUCUAACGGAGGUUGUCUAUGCCUUGUUGAUGCCUGCUGGUGCACCUCUAGCUGAUGAUUCCUCUGAUUUUCAAUUUCAUUUCUUGAAGAGUGGUGGCCUAUCCCUUGUCCUGAGUAUGCUAUCCAGAAAUAACUUUCUACCAAAUGCCGAUAUGGAAACUCGAAGGGGUGCCUACCUCAAUGCUCUUAAAAUAGCCAAGUUGUUGCUGACUGCUAUUGGCUAUGGCCAUGUUCGAGCUGUUGCAGAAGCUUGCCAGCCAGGUGUAGAAGGCGUGAAUACCUUGACAUCGGUCACCCAAGUUACUCAUGAUCAAGCUGUGGUGCUACAAAGUGCCCUUCAGAGCAUUCCUAACCCGUCAUCUGAGUGUAUGCUUAGAAAUGUGUCAAUUCGCCUUGCUCAGCAAAUAUCUGAUGAGGCUUCAAAAUAUAUGCCUGAUAUUUGUGUAAUUAGAGCCAUACAGAAAAUUAUCUGGGCAUCAGGAUGUGGGGCAUUGCAGCUUGUGUUUAGCCCAAAUGAAGAAAUCACUAAAAUUUAUGAGAAGACCAAUGCAGGCAAUGAACCAGACUUGGAAGAUGAGCAGGUUUGCUGUGAAGCAUUGGAAGUGAUAACAUUAUGUUUUGCCUUGAUUCCAACAGCCUUAGAUGCUCUUAGUAAAGAAAAGGCAUGGCAGACAUUUAUUAUUGACUUACUGUUGCACUGUCAUAGCAAAACUGUUCGCCAGGUGGCACAGGAGCAGUUCUUUUUAAUGUGCACCAGAUGUUGCAUGGGACACAGGCCUCUGCUUUUCUUCAUUAAUCUGCUCUUUACCUUUUUGGGGAGCACAGCCAGAGAAAGAGGUAAACAUUCAGGCGACUACUUCACUCUUUUAAGACACCUCCUCAAUUAUGCUUACAAUAGUAAUAUUAAUAUACUGAUUGCUGAAGUUCUUCUUAAUAAUGAAAUAGAUUGGCUUAAAAGUAUUAGGGAUGAUGUUAAAAGAACAGGUGAAACUGGUGUUGAAGAGACCAUCUUAGAGGGCCACCUUGGAGUAACAAAAGAGUUACUGGCCUUUCAAACUCCUGAGAAAAAGUACCAUAUUGGUUGUGAAAAAGGAGGUGCUAAUCUCAUUAAAGAAUUGAUUGAUGAUUUUAUCUUCCCUGCAUCUAAUGUUUACCUGCAAUAUAUGAGAAAUGGAGAACUGCCUGCAGAACAGGCUAUUCCAGUCUGUGGUUCACCAGCUACCAUUAAUGCUGGUUUUGAAUUACUUGUAGCAUUAGCUGUUGGCUGUGUGAGGAAUCUCAAACAGAUAGUAGAUUCUUUGACUGAAAUGUAUUAUAUUGGCACAGCAAUAACUACCUGUGAAGCACUUACUGAAUGGGAAUAUCUGCCACCUGUUGGACCCCGCCCACCAAAGGGCUUCGUAGGUCUGAAGAAUGCUGGUGCUACUUGUUACAUGAACUCUGUGAUACAGCAACUCUACAUGAUUCCUUCCAUCAGGAAUGGUAUUCUUGCAAUUGAAGGCACAGGUAGUGAUGUUGAUGAUGAUAUGUCUGGGGAUGAGAAGCAAGACAGUGAGAGCAAUGUUGAUCCCAGAGAUGAUGUCUUUGGUUAUCCUCAACAAUUUGAAGACAAACCAGCAUUAAGCAAAACAGAAGAUAGGAAAGAAUACAACAUUGGAGUUCUAAGACAUCUUCAGGUCAUCUUUGGACAUUUAGCUGCUUCUAGACUACAAUACUAUGUGCCCAGAGGAUUUUGGAAACAGUUUAGGCUUUGGGGUGAACCUGUUAAUCUGCGUGAACAACAUGAUGCUUUAGAAUUUUUUAAUUCAUUGGUCGAUAGUUUAGAUGAAGCUUUGAAAGCAUUAGGUCAUCCAGCUAUGCUGAGUAAAGUCUUAGGAGGUUCCUUUGCUGAUCAGAAGAUUUGCCAAGGCUGUCCACAUAGAUACGAGUGUGAAGAAUCUUUUACGACUUUGAAUGUAGACAUUAGAAAUCACCAAAAUCUUCUUGAUUCUCUGGAACAAUAUGUCAAAGGAGAUUUAUUAGAAGGUGCAAAUGCAUAUCAUUGUGAAGAAUGCAAUAAAAAGGUUGAUACUGUAAAGCGCUUGCUAAUUAAAAAAUUGCCUCCUGUUCUUGCUAUCCAACUUAAACGAUUCGAUUAUGACUGGGAAAGAGAAUGUGCAAUCAAGUUCAAUGAUUAUUUUGAAUUUCCGCGAGAGCUAGACAUGGAACCUUACACAGUUGAAGGUGUUGCAAAACUGGAAGGAGAUAAUGUAAACCCUGAGAGUCAGUUGAUACAACAGAAUGAGCAAUCUGAAAGUGAGGCUGCAGGAAGCACAAAAUACAGACUUGUGGGUGUGCUCGUACACAGUGGUCAAGCAAGUGGAGGACAUUAUUAUUCUUUCAUUAUUCAAAGGAAUGGUGGAGAUAGUGAGAGAAAUCGUUGGUAUAAAUUUGAUGAUGGAGAUGUAACAGAGUGUAAAAUGGAUGAUGAUGAAGAAAUGAAAAACCAGUGUUUCGGUGGAGAAUACAUGGGAGAAGUUUUUGAUCAUAUGAUGAAGCGUAUGUCAUACAGACGACAGAAAAGGUGGUGGAAUGCUUAUAUUCUUUUUUAUGAAAGAUUGGACACAAUAGACCAAGGUGAUGAAUUAGUAAGAUACCUAUCAGAGCUUUCUGUCUCCACAAGACCCCAUCAGUUCACUAUGCCAUCAGCCAUUGAAAGAAGUGUACGGAAACAGAAUGUGCAAUUCAUGCAUAACCGAAUGCAAUAUAGUUUGGAAUAUUUUCAGUUUAUGAAAAAACUGUUUACAUGUAAUGAUGUAUACUUAAAUCCUCCUCCAGGGCAAGAUCAUCUGUUGCCUGAAGCGGAAGAAAUCACCAUGAUAAGUAUUCAUCUUGCUGCUAGGUUCCUUUUUACCACAGGAUUUCAUACCAAGAAAAUAGUCCGUGGCUCUGCCAGUGAUUGGUAUGAUGCAUUGUGUAUUCUCCUUCGUCACAGCAAGAAUGUACGGUUUUGGUUUGCACAUAAUGUCCUUUUUAAUGUUUCAAACCGCUUUUCUGAAUACCUUCUGGAGUGCCCAAGUGCAGAAGUGAGGGGUGCAUUUGCAAAACUUAUAGUUUUUAUUGCACACAUUUCCUUGCAAGAUGGGCCAUGUCCUUCACCAUUUGCUUCUCCUGGACCUUCAAGUCAGGCUUAUGACAACUUAAGCCUAAGUGAUCACUUACUAAGAGCAGUACUAAAUCUUUUGAGAAGGGAAGUUUCUGAGCAUGGGCGUCAUUUACAGCAGUAUUUCAACCUAUUUGUAAUGUAUGCCAAUUUAGGUGUGGCAGAAAAGACACAACUUCUAAAACUGAGUGUGCCUGCUACCUUUAUGCUUGUGUCUUUAGAUGAAGGUCCAGGUCCUCCAAUCAAAUAUCAGUAUACUGAAUUAGGCAAAUUAUAUUCGGUAGUGUCACAGCUGAUCCGUUGUUGUAAUGUUUCAUCAAGAAUGCAGUCUUCAAUCAAUGGCAAUCCUCCUCUUCCUAAUCCUUUUGGUGAUGCAAAUUUAUCACAACCUAUAAUGCCACUUCAGCAGAAUGUGGCAGACAUUUUAUUUGUAAGAACAAGUUAUGUGAAAAAAAUCAUUGAAGACUGCAGUAACUCAGAAGAAACCAUCAAAUUGCUACGUUUUUGCUGCUGGGAAAAUCCUCAGUUUUCAUCUACUGUCCUCAGCGAACUACUCUGGCAGGUUGCAUAUUCCUAUACCUAUGAACUCCGGCCCUAUUUGGAUCUGCUUCUACAAAUCUUACUGAUUGAGGACUCUUGGCAGACUCACAGAAUUCAUAAUGUACUUAAAGGAAUACCAGAUGACCGAGAUGGACUAUUUGACACAAUCCAACGCUCUAAGAAUCAUUAUCAAAAAAGAGCAUACCAGUGUAUAAAAUGUAUGGUAGCUCUCUUCAGCAAUUGUCCUGUUGCCUAUCAAAUUCUUCAGGGUAACGGAGAUCUUAAAAGAAAGUGGACCUGGGCAGUGGAAUGGCUUGGAGAUGAACUUGAAAGACGGCCAUACACGAGCAAUCCUCAGUACACAUAUAACAAUUGGUCUCCUCCAGUUCAAAGCAAUGAAACAUCAAAUGGUUAUUUCUUAGAGAGAUCACAUAGUGCAAGGAUGACACUUGCAAAAGCUUGCGAGCUCUGUCCUGAGGAGGAGUCAGAUGACCAAGAUGCCCCAGAUGAGCAUGAGUCACCUCCACCUAAAGAUGCUCCAUUGUAUCCCCAUUCUCCUGGAUCUCAGUAUCAAAAGAAUAACCAUGUACAUGGACAGCCAUAUACGGGCCCAGCAGCACAUCACAUGAACAACCCUCAGAGAACUGGCCAGCGAGCACAAGAAAAUUAUGAAGGCAGUGAAGAAGUAUCUCCACCUCAGACAAAGGAUCAAUAAAAAUGCACAUAAUUAGCUGGUUUCACCAAGACUGUGCACCCAGGCCUUACAGUCCAACUUUUUCUGUGUCUGGCUAAUAUUUAAAAUUAGAAAACUAUUCCUAAUCAACUUGGAGUAGUGGAGUUUAUUCACUGUCUUAUCUGCAGAAAUUUGCUGUCUAUAUAACCCGCCUGCAGUGGAAAGUGUAAAGUGUUUUGUAAUAAAUGGCCUGAUGCUAAUGUGUAAAUGACAAAGGUGUAUAUAGUAUAUUAAUGUUUGACUGUUAAUUCUUGAGCAAGAACCUUUUUCUUGAUGAGACUCACAGAUCUACAAAAACUACAGAAGUUGAUUUUCUUGUUAUACCCAAAGCACACUGAAACCAGUGUUGCCUGCCUAAUGGCAGUUGGAUCAACUCCUUUACAAAAACAAACAAACAAAAAAAAACAAAGCAACAGUAACAAAUCAGAGCCCAUCCAUGUCACCCACAAGGAUAGUUUCAUGUUAAUUCUUUACCACUGGAAUCAGUUUUACUAUGAGCAAUGUAAGGCUGGUAACCUUUAAAUUAUUUGUUUGAUGUCGGAAAUUGGUGAUGUAACAUUGUUUCUAGAUCUUUUCCUUUGACUUCUUAUUCUGAUAAUAGGUUAAUCACUUUGAAGCUGUAGUUAUGCUGUAACAUUUAGCAUGGCUUCACACCAAAUUAGUCUAGCCAAUGAGGAAAAAUUUCCAUAAUGACUGCAGUUGUCCCAUUGUGACAGCUGUGUUGCUCGAGCUUUUCCUUCUUACACCUAGAAUUAAAAUAGAAAGCAAGGGGAGAGAUGAGACA